AUGCGCGAGAAUGCCGGUCAGAACUGGGGCGGCAGCGCCCACACCCCGCAGGUGGCCCGUCAGCAUCCUCGCAGGCUGACGACAGACCCGCUGCUUCCUCCUCAGAGUCUGAAGAUCAGGGGAAGGACCUCAGAAGCGACGCGGAAGAUGCCCGCUGAUGGCAUCUCACCCGAGAGCCUGCCGAGGCUGCCGGCGUCCCUCAUGUUGGGGCAGGGGCACUGGUGCCCAGGAGGGAGGAAGACGUCGUCUCCAAACCCCGCUUCCACCCGCUGCAGCCAGGCAAACCCGGAGGAAGACGAGCUGGAGCAGCGCCAGGACGCCGCUGGGCAGGUGCCGGGGGGUUGGAAGGAGGCAGAGCCCGAGGCCAGCGGCCAGGAGGAGCCGGACGGCAGGGAGAGCACAGACAAGUGUGCCCUGGAGGCCAAGGAAGGGGAGCCAGAGUCCGUACAGCUGGGUGACCUUCUGCAGAAAGAGAAACCACCUGUGUUUGUGGAGAUUGAUCUGGGAGACCGAGCAGAGGAGGUGAUCACAUGUGCCAUGAAAGAAGAGAAGCGAUCCCAGAUGGACAUGGGGGAUUUUUCAGAGGACGAGACCGGGACCAGCUGGGUGUGCUGCAUCCCAUACUCCACCAGGAAGAAGGUGGGGGAGAGCUCAUAGCAGCCGGGAGAAGGGUCGGCCAGGCCGGGAGGGGCGAGGGACGAAGGCAGCUGCCCUGAGAGACGCCACGCAGACCUGGUGCCGUGACCACCCCACGUGGAACGUCCCCACCACCACGAAGUGAUGACACCACCUUUAAAAAGGGCUCAGUAAAGCGCGAACGGAAGACAUUGUCCCUCUCCAGGGGCCCCGUCCCUUCUUUCCACUCACCCUGUCCCGUGAAAUGUAAGUUAAGGGGGAGAUGCAGCUCAGGGACAGACGGCACGGGUGGCCGCACCUCCCAGGUCAGUGGUCGCGCAGCCCCGCACUCAGCCCCAACGAGGGCUGCCACCAGGGCACGGCGGGACCCCAGGCAUUGGUCCCCAAGCACCGGGGGCAGGCGUCCUUGCAGCUGGGACUGGGAGCCCCGAGGGCCACGUGGAGGAGAUGAAGCCGCAGGGAGGUGCUGCUUGCGGGAGCGGGGAGGGGUGUCAGGAGUCGGGGAGCCGCACCAGGGAGACCCGACGGGCUUCGAGGCUCCUCUGUUCAACCAGCGGAGGCGCAGCAGCCUGUCCCAGGCCAUUCCUGUGGUUCAGCCCAAGACUAAG
Balaenoptera ricei (Rice's whale) is the source of this 1244-nucleotide messenger RNA. It is a transcript of the gene C18H13orf46, whose product is annotated as chromosome 18 C13orf46 homolog. Bases 1 to 657 code for a protein of 218 amino acids. The transcript is spliced from 8 exons. Lineage: Eukaryota; Metazoa; Chordata; Mammalia; Artiodactyla; Balaenopteridae. The record is from RefSeq and is a predicted model, not a curated record.